Messenger RNA from Polychytrium aggregatum, 1167 nucleotides. RefSeq names its product pyridoxal phosphate-dependent transferase. Bases 70 to 1167 code for a protein of 365 amino acids. Gene Ontology annotation, molecular function: pyridoxal phosphate binding; L-histidinol-phosphate:2-oxoglutarate transaminase activity. Lineage: Eukaryota; Fungi; Chytridiomycota; Chytridiomycetes; Polychytriales. Gene Ontology annotation, biological process: L-histidine biosynthetic process. The record is from RefSeq and is a predicted model, not a curated record. The transcript is spliced from 5 exons.
GCUGCGAAUCUCUGCCCCAGCACCUGCCUUGCGGCUCCAUCCGGCAUCUCCAUCCGGUAUCCAUCCGCCAUGUCUCUGCGUCGCCCAGACUUCAGCCUCGAGGCCGUCGUUCGUCCCAACAUCUGGAAGCUCCAGCCAUACCGAUGUGCUCGAGACGAUUACUCCGAGGGUAUCCUGCUUGAUGCCAACGAGAACUCGUUUGGCCCGGCCGUCGCGCUGGAAACCGAACUCGGCGAUCUUCAGCUCGAGCGAUACCCAGACCCCCACCAAGUCGAGCUCAAGGCGCUCCUGGCCCAGUUCCGCAACGUUCCUUCGCCCGAUUACUUUUUCCUCGGCGUUGGCUCCGACGAGUCGAUCGAUCUGAUCAUCCGAGUCUUUUGCACGCCUGCCAAGGACAAGAUCCUGAUCACGCCCCCGACCUACGGCAUGUACAGCGUCUGUGCCCAGGUCAACGACGUUGGCGUGGUCAAGGUGCCGCUGAUUACCGAGGAUGCCUCGUUCCAGCUGGACCUGCCUGAGAUGUUCAAAGCCAUUGAUGCGGAUCCGACCAUCAAGGCCAUUUUCUUGUGCUCGCCCGGCAACCCCACCAGCUCCCUGCUCAAGCACGAGGACAUUGCCGCUGUCCUGAACUACGAGAACUUUAGGGGCGUCGUUGUCGUCGACGAGGCCUACAUCGACUUUUGCCAGGACCAGACGGUGUCGGAGUGGGCCAAAGAGUACCCCAAUCUGAUUGUCACCCAGACGCUGUCCAAGUCGUUUGGUCUGGCUGGUAUCAGACUGGGCAUCGCUAUCGCACAGCCCUCGAUCGCUCGGAUCCUCAACAGUACCAAGGCCCCUUACAACAUCUCUUCGCUGACAUCCAAGCACGCCAUUGCUGCCCUCGGCCCUGCAGGCAUCAGCAGCAUGAAGGUCAAGGUGGCCAGCAUCGAGAGCGAGCGAGCACGACUGCUGCGUGAGCUCGGGGCCUUUGCCCAGAUUCGGCUCAUUGGCACCAACCAGGCCAACUUUGUGCUGGCCCAGUGUCUGAGCGCCGAAGGAGCCCCGGACAACCAGCUGGCACACUCGAUCUACAAGAGCAUGGCCGAGAAGAACAAGAUCGUGGUCCGAUUCCGAGGCAACGAGCCUUGGAUGCCUGGCUUGGCAAGCGGCCAGAGCGGAAGCUCAUGA